ACCAAAACUUUGGACGACCUUCACUACCACCAGAGUUUGUCCACUCGAUUGAAAUCUCUGCUGACUUUCCACACAUGCUCUUCUACGGGGCCUUCUGGAGCUGGAACGAAGACACGCAUCAGCUGUUGUACUUUAAGGCAGUUAUUUGGGAGUUGCGAAGCUGGAAAUUAUGACAGAGUUGUCAUUCAGGAUUUGUUAAAGGAAAUUGCGCAGACACAGCAGGUAGACUUGAACGCGAAGCAUAGAUUCAAAGUCGUUGUGAUUAACGAGGCAGACUCUCUUUCCCGUGAUGCCCAAGCAGCGUUGCGUCGAACGAUGGAGAAAUACAUGUCAAACAUGCGAAUAAUACUCUGUGCCAACAGCACCAGCAAACUAAUAGCACCCAUCAAAAGUCGUUGUCUACUUAUGCGAGUCGCUGCACCGAACCCAAAAGAG
Suillus subaureus is the source of this 435-nucleotide messenger RNA. Its product is annotated as P-loop containing nucleoside triphosphate hydrolase protein. Lineage: Eukaryota; Fungi; Basidiomycota; Agaricomycetes; Boletales; Suillaceae. The transcript is spliced from 4 exons. Gene Ontology annotation, molecular function: DNA clamp loader activity. The record is from RefSeq and is a predicted model, not a curated record. The annotation marks the transcript as partial. Gene Ontology annotation, biological process: DNA repair; DNA-templated DNA replication. Gene Ontology annotation, cellular component: Rad17 RFC-like complex; Ctf18 RFC-like complex; DNA replication factor C complex.